Messenger RNA from Paramecium pentaurelia, 374 nucleotides. The record is from the annotation of a GenBank genome assembly. Lineage: Eukaryota; Ciliophora; Oligohymenophorea; Peniculida; Parameciidae.
AUGUUGAAACAUCAGACAUGCCAAAUGGUCUUGGAAUAAACCAAUUAAACAUUAAUGUACACUUAGGAUGAUUCAAUACUUAUUUCAAGUUCUGAAUACAAUAUAAUAUCAUUUUGGUAUAUUGAAGAUAAUGUUAUAGAAUAUAGAAAACAGAUUUAAGAAAUUUAGAUCGACUUCAAUACUUUAUUUAUAAAUUUUUCUCCUAAUGGAUUUGACAUAGCAUUAGAAUUAUAAGGAGAUUUUAUACAAAUCUUAACAAAUGAUACAUCAAAAUUUUAUUCUUAGAAUUAGAAUUAAAAAGUAUAAUAUUUAUUAUAUUAUAGUACAUCGGUUCUUAUAAAUCAUAUCCAUAAUUGCAAUUAUUCUAGCCUUGA